GACAAAACAAAAAGGCAACAAAAACACUUGUGUUCUCCCAGCUAAAAUGUGAGAUUUUAGCGUGCAGCAACCAGAAGUGAACAAGCUGACCCGGAAGCUGUGCUAUCUAGAGGUGCAUAGAGAGAACGUCCAGGCUCUUCACUGCUUUAUUAAAGCUUCUCCAGCGAGGAAAAAAGGAUGGCAGAGCCUCGAUUCAAUAAUCCAUAUUUCUGGCCACCACCCCCCUCUAUGCCUUCUCAACUUGAUAACCUGAUGCUUAUCGACAAGAUCAAAGAGCAGCUGAUGGCGGAAAAGAUCAGACCUCCGCAUUUGCCACCCACCACUGUCCCCUCUCAGCAGACUCUGCUGCUGGCCUCAGCGCCAUCAGAUGGCGGGCAACAUGUGAUGUCCAUCCCCAAAAUGCAGCAGGUGCCGGGUCUUCAGGCUCACAACUCCUCUCAGCCUGACAUCGCCUUGCAUGCUCGCCCAGCAUCCAGCACCAUUUCAGAGCUGAACAUAGAUGACAAGUCUACAGUGAAGGCAAAGGGAUUAUGGGAAGACUGGCAUAUGCGACAAGCAGUGGACCAAGCCAACAGAGUGAACCAUCGCUCAGGUCUUAUGCUGUCAUCCCGCACAGACAGCCACAACACCUCUGAAGCGAUAACGCCCACCACCCCAACAUCCAGCAGUCAGAAUCGCUUGGGUGGAGCACCUUCCUUAAACACAAUUUCUGGCCUGGCCAGUGGUCCUGGUAUGGAGCAGCUUAAAAGUGGAGGCUUGGUGGGGAUGCUGGGACCUCAGCCUAAAGCUCCACGAGGCCGCAAGAAGAUUAAAGCAGAAAACAACACGGGCCCCCUUCUGGUGCUGCCCUACCCCCUUCUGGCCUCAGGCCCUGACCAGGCAGUUACCAUCGCCAAAGAGGGAAAAACAUACAGGUGUAAAGUGUGUCCGCUUACUUUCUUCAACAAGUCAGAGAUGCAGAUUCAUUCCAAGUCCCACACGGAGGCCAAACCCCAUAUGUGCCCUCACUGUUCCAAGUCCUUUGCCAAUGCCUCGUACCUAGCACAGCACUUACGUAUUCACUUAGGCAUCAAGCCUUACCACUGCUCCUAUUGUGAGAACUCCUUCCGCCAGUUAUCACACCUCCAACAGCAUACCAGGAUUCAUACUGGUGACAGACCAUAUAAAUGUGCCCAUCCUGGAUGUGAAAAGGCAUUCACACAACUCUCAAACCUACAGUCUCACCAGAGGCAACAUAACAAAGACAAGCCAUAUAAAUGUCCAAACUGCUAUCGGGCUUACAUGGACUCAGCCUCCUUACAGAUCCAUCUCUCUGCACAUGCCAUCAAAAACGCUAAAUCUUACUGUUGCAGCAUGUGCGGUCGCGCAUACACCUCAGAGACAUACCUUAUGAAGCACAUGUCCAAACACACCGUGGUUGAACAUCUUGUCAGUCACCAUUCCCCACAGAGAACAGAAUCUCCGAGCAUCCCUAUACGUAUUUCACUUAUUUGAGCUUCCUCCUGCUUGUUUUUCUUCCAUUUAAAAGGUAUUUUGUGCACCGUGCUGGUCUUCCAUUGAAAAUAAAGGAAGAAAGUUGGUGCCCAGCUCCGUAGACCUUGGAGGACAUUCGAGUCUGUCAUUGUCUUUGCCCCUUUAGCUGUUUAGUGAAACUAAGCAUUCAGGCCACAGACUUGGCAACUGCUGUCUGAAUUGAAUUGUCCAUGGCAACAAGAACAGACAGCAGUCUAAGGAUUUGACUGAGUAUUUCAAAACAGGAGCUUCAUUUUGAUCAUUUUAAUAUUUUGUUUCAAAGGUGUGUAAGGGAGACUUCCAAAAAUAACCUUAAAGCACUUUUUCCGCCUCGUUGUUUUGUCUCAAAGUAGAAUGAAUCUUCUCAGAAUGGGGGCAAAUUUCUCGCUUUUGGCAGCUAUGAGAUUUCUACCUUUGUUUUAGAAAGUAAGAUGGCUGUUUGUUGGUUUCUGUCUUCACUUUGCCUCCUUGUCAUUUUUAUUAUUAUUUUUUUUUUUACAGGGUAGUGCGUUUUAUUUUUCUGUGGAUGUGACACUUCUUCCCCUUUAAGCUUCUUUUAUGAGGAAUAUGAGGUCAUAGUUGAAAAUUUAAAGGAUUGUUACAUUCUUGUGUGCCACGAUGUGGCAUCUGUUAUUUGGAAAGGUCAAUUUUCAAACUGAACUUGUGGCUAGGAUUUAAAAGUGUCAAUAAGACUCACUCUCUAAAAUAUGUAGUUGUGUUAAUUACAUCAUAUUUGUUUUACUUAAGUUUUUUGUGGCAAGGCCUUUAUUGUGCAAUGCCAUGGAAAUCUAGAUUAUGCCUCCCUUCCAAUCACAGUAUUAGAGGAAAAAGUGUCCUUUUUGUCAUUGAUUUAUUUAAAUGGCAUGGCAACGGCAAUCAUUGCAGCAUGACAAUGCCCAUUGAAUGUGGUUAUGUCAUGACGUAGCAGAAGAAGUGUUACAUGGGAUAAGUGUCAUUGAAUCAUACAUGUUCAGAGUGUAACAUGUGCCCUCUAAAGUCUACCAAGUGUUAAUUACAACUAUUCCUCCCCUGAGAUGAGCAAUGCAAAAGCACCUUGAGACCAUUAACUCACACCUUUGGAUAGCUAAAAGUGUACAUGGGUUUUUUAAGAUUAUGACCAAAUAGCACUUGCCUUAUUUGUGGUUGAAUUGUUUUAACUUGUAGGGUUAGAAAACAUAGAAUUUGUAACACCAAAACAGGUGUGUUUGAAGAACAGAAUAAAGUGGAGCCUAAUCUUAAAAUGUCACAAUCAAAAAAUGUGUAAAUUUAGUCACAUUUGAAUGUAGUCAAGUUCUUUUCCAACAGUGUAUUUUCUGUUUCAGCUCAUCCAAAAGAAUUAAUUCUGUAAAUCCAGUAUGCUUAACAGCUGUUUUGUUUAUACAUGUUAUAACGAGCAUAAUCAGCACAUAAGCUGAUUAAUCAGAUUUUUUUAAAUAAUGGACAGCAAUUCAAAAUGCUCCCUGAAUCGAAGCACAUGGUCUAUUGAAAUGUCAUCAUACACGCAAUGUGAUCAUUGCAGUUGAUUUGUUUUAUGUGGUCAACAGGCCACAACACUGUUGCUCUAGAACAUUAAUUUACUUUUGUGUUCAUGUAUACCAGUCAUUUGUUAAGCUUAUUGUGAUCUAUUCAUGUAUACAUAAGAACUUUUUUGUUUUUGUUUGCAAAGGACCAAUUGUUCCUCUCAAAUAUUCUCAAAAUCCCUAAAAUAUAUAUAACUUCCGAUUUUAUUUAUAUAUGUUGGUAAUUUAUUCCAUAAUAAAUGGUUUACCUGGUCAAACAGGAUUUUUUGUUUUGUUUUUAAGUUAACGUGGAAAUGGAAAUGUAAUCAGUAUCACAAUUUUAGAUAACAGCAAGUUGAUGAGGAUCUAUUUCUUGGUGUUUUUUUUAAAGAGGACUACAAAACCUCAGCUCUUGUCUGUUACUGCAAGGUUGCCAGGAAUAGAUUAUUGUAUUACAGUAUAAUCAACUCAAGUUCUCCCUAAAUCAAUAAGACGUGUACAUUUACUAUAAAAUAUUCCUGUAUUCAUUAAUAGUGCAAAGGUUUUAGAAACUGUACUGUGUUCAUUUUUGUAUCAGUAUAUUUCAACGUAUUAAAAUAAUGUUUUCUGUAAGUACUGAUCAUUGUUUUUAUAGACAUCCUUGUCAAUUUAAUGUCUACGCCUUAAUUUUGAUCAUCAUUGAAAGAGGUUUCUUUCUCUUUUUUCCCCUCAAUGUCAGUGUUUUUCAGUAUUCAGUUUUCUUAAGCCUUUUUUCCACAUGGAACCCAGUAAUCUUUAUUAAUUAACUUUGAACAUGUAUUACGUAAAACAUUGUUAAAUAUGUCCUGAAAUAAUUCAAGUUUUCCUUUAUCUUGCUUUGUCGUUCCAUAUAAAGUUUUUGUUUAAUAAGCACAGACAAGACUGAUAGAUGAAUUAAGAAAAUAUCAAUGUCAAGAACACUUUGUAUCUCUAUCUUUUUCAUUAAAUUCAGACUGUUA
Molecule: messenger RNA, 3988 nt
Organism: Myxocyprinus asiaticus (Chinese sucker)
Lineage: Eukaryota; Metazoa; Chordata; Actinopteri; Cypriniformes; Catostomidae
Product: zinc finger protein 362-like
Exons: 9
Coding region: 178-1494 (438 amino acids)
Biological process (GO): negative regulation of transcription by RNA polymerase II
Cellular component (GO): nucleus
Molecular function (GO): DNA-binding transcription repressor activity, RNA polymerase II-specific; RNA polymerase II cis-regulatory region sequence-specific DNA binding
Source: RefSeq, a predicted model, not a curated record